Gloeophyllum trabeum ATCC 11539 is the source of this 726-nucleotide messenger RNA. RefSeq lists its product as uncharacterized. Gene Ontology annotation, molecular function: protein binding. The annotation marks the transcript as partial. The transcript has 4 exons. The record is from RefSeq and is a predicted model, not a curated record. NCBI's taxonomy places the organism in Eukaryota, Fungi, Basidiomycota, Agaricomycetes, Gloeophyllales, Gloeophyllaceae.
GAGAUUACUUUUACCCUACUGUCGACUAUGGAGUCAGAACGGGCAGACAUGCCUUGGUAUAGACAGCCGCAGAACCCGAUCCCAUUCUCUAUAAACCGGAAGAUAACUUCGAAUGAUCCUGCCCGAAGUGCAUUCACUUCCGUUGCUAGUUUUCCUUGGUCUAUGUCUUCCUUGUCAAACCUUUGUGACGGGAGCCUGGACAGCGGGAAUGCACGAUCUCAGUGGACCCAAGUCGUCCAGGAUUGUUCAGGCGCCUCAGUGGUGGGCGCGAAAGGCAGAAUAUAUAUCAUGCCUCGUCCUGGUGAACGGCGGACGCCUUUGUGCGUAAGGGUUCCUGAAGGGGACAAUCAUUUACAUAGCGCCGAUAUACGAUGUGUUGCUUGGGCUAUGUGUUCUCUUCUGGUCCCGGAAGUGGUGGUCCUCUUCGCAGCCGCAAGUUUGCUGUACGUAGUGGAUGUUAGAAGGCACGGCAUUAUCGGUUAUCUCCGUGGUCACGGCGGCCCAAUAACGUCGAUUUCUGUGCAUCCAGUACAUCCAUACAUAAUCUGUACUACGUCCAGAGACUUCACCACGAGGAUCUAUGAUCUCACACAAACUCCCGCUCAAUACCCGAAUAAUCCGCACUGGCCUCCAUCAAAGGAGCCUAGUAUGGCUGGAGCUGCCUUUGGCCUGCAAAUGUCGGAACCUGAGGGUCAAGGAGUCGGUCGCUGUGUAGCCGUACUGGCG